This is a messenger RNA of Xenopus laevis (African clawed frog), 1642 nucleotides long. RefSeq names its product dynein light chain roadblock-type 1 L homeolog (gene dynlrb1.L). Lineage: Eukaryota; Metazoa; Chordata; Amphibia; Anura; Pipidae. Gene Ontology annotation, cellular component: cytoplasmic dynein complex; cytoskeleton; centrosome. The record is from RefSeq and is marked provisional. Gene Ontology annotation, molecular function: dynein intermediate chain binding. Gene Ontology annotation, biological process: microtubule-based movement.
CUAGAAUAAGGCGGACGUUGCAGGCUGAGCUAUGGCAGAUGUGGAAGAGACUCUGAAACGAAUCCAGGGCCAGAAGGGUGUGCAGGGGAUCAUAAUUGUGAACUCUGAAGGAAUUCCAAUUAAGAGCACAAUGGAUAAUCAGACCACAGUGCAGUAUGCCGGCCUCAUGCACCAGCUUGUAUUGAAAGCACGCUGCUCAGUUCGGGAUAUCGACGCUCAGAACGAUUUAACUUUCCUCCGAAUCCGAUCUAAGAAAAAUGAAAUUAUGAUUGCACCAGAAAAAGACUAUUUCCUUGUUGUGAUUCAGCAGCCGACUGAAUAAGCCCAUUUCCAGUACAUUUCCCCCCAGUUUUGUUAUACAUGUACUAUUUAUCUCAAGUCCUUUGACGGCAAAGUUUGGCAUCGAUACAAGCGACCAAGAACACAACAUGUUUCCUGGGCCAAUUCACCAUCCAAGAAGAAAAGCUUCUAUUGGUUAUGUACUAACCCAGCCCUGUAUUAUUACUUUAUUGUUUUCCCAUGUACAAUAUGAACUGAACCCCUUAUUAUUCAUUUGUUAUUAAAAAUUCCCAUCAGAUAACCACGGUAAUAUUCUCUCUUGUCUUUUUAUGAGAAACCCUUCUAAAUGGUUUCCCACUGCAGAGAGUUACUGACAAAGGUCAUGGAAAACCUUGUAUUUAUGCCUAAAACAGUGUGUUAUAUUUAUCAAAGCAAUGGGGGAAAAAAGGGUUCAUUUAGAUUUUGAAAAAAGUAUCCAAUCAGAGGAGAGAAUAAUCUAGGGAUGCACCGAAUCCACAAUUUUGGAUUCGGCCGAAUCCUUGGCGAAAGCUUUGGCCGAAUACCGAAUCCUAAUUUGCAUAGGCAAAUUAGGAGCAGGAAAGGAAAAAGUAGAAAAAAAUAUUUUUUUGUAAUGAAAGUCACAUGAUUUCCCUACCUCCCCUAAUUUACAUAUGCAAAUUCGGAUUUGGUUCGGCCAGGCACAAAGAUUCGGCCGAAUCUGAAUCCUGAUGAAAAGGCCGAAUCCUGGAUUAGGAGCAUCCCUAGUAUAAUCACAUGGUUAUUGUUUUAAAGGACCUGUAACAAAAAACGUUUCUACAUAACGGAAAAAAAACCACCAAGACACAUUUAACUUUAAAUUUGCAAAGUCUUUAUUAAAAAACAACUUAACGAUUCUCCUCUUCAGAAACGGUGACAGGGCGACGAUCCAUCGUGCAGCGCUCAAUUUCUCCACUCUUCCUUCUAUAGGAGAUAAGCCAGAGAGGCGAAAUUGAGCGCCACACGAUGGAUCGUCGCCGUUUCUGAAGAGGAGCAGAAGCGGAGAAUAUAUCUUAAUAAAGACUUUGCGAAUUUAAAGUUAAAUGUGUCUUGGUGGGGUUUUUUUUCGAGUUAUGUUACUGGUCCUUUAAGCAUGGUGUCUGAGCUAUUUUAAUAAUGGAGCAUGCAGACCACAGCAGUUCUACAUUUUACUGUACCAACCCAGAUAUCCAUUUUGGAUCUUGUUGGCCAUCUCUUGAGGGUCAGUGUGCAGAGCUGUUAUUGAAGCUGAUGUUACAGGGGAUGGUUUUUAAAUUCAUGAUACAGAAUUCACGGAUUACUGAACUGCAUUGUAAUGGGAAUCUGAUUAAAUUGCUAAUUAUACCUG